Molecule: messenger RNA, 11255 nt
Organism: Pocillopora meandrina
Lineage: Eukaryota; Metazoa; Cnidaria; Anthozoa; Scleractinia; Pocilloporidae
Source: the annotation of a GenBank genome assembly
CUUCGCUGGUUUCUUCCAUAUUUCAAAGAGAAGGAAGAUUACACUGCAGCUUAACUGGAAGGAAACUCUGAAGCAAGGUAAAAAAAAUGCUCACGUCAUCUUAUUUACGCACGGCUCAAUAGGAUUCAUAUAGGGCAAGCACGCGCGCUGUGUUAUAAUGUGUGUUAGAUUCCUUAUGCGAUUUCCCUCGGCCACUCUCACGUGAGGAGCACGCACUUCUUCACUCCAGAGAUCUCCGAGUCAUUUUCCUUGCUGGCUGCCAUACAAUUUUUAUGACGUUAGUUCCGAGAAUUGAUAUUAUGUCAACUAGCAUUCCCUUUAGUGAAAUUUUUCAUUUAUCUUCUCGAUCAUUUAUAUUUAUAUUGCUCGGAGAAAUUCUGUCUUGAUCACUCAUGUGAGUGAAAGAUUAAGUGUCGAUCCCUUUCCCCGUAGCAAUUUGUAGAUUUCCCCACGAUGGUUUUAAUAAGACGAUCGAUCAUAUUGGAACAGCCGGCAAUUUCCGAAAAUCGCCUGACUCAGAAACUCGUCCUUAGCACUCCUCGGCUGUACUACUAGCCGGAAGGAUUAUGUUACUGAGACGAGCAUUUCUAUUCUUGGUUCCCAAUCAGGGGUGGUCACGUCAUUAGCGUGCUCAGGAAGUUCUGAAGCCAGAAAAGCAAAUGACAUUGGCCGUUUUUAUGCUCGACUUUAACGUCUUAGACAGCUUUAACGUCUCUAGCAUAAAAACGGCCAUUGUUUGCGUUUUUCAGGCGAGUGCAGGUGGCACGAAGUAGUUAAGAAACUUUGCGUGAGUUGCGCCGAGCGUUCAAUUUGGCUUCUCGGUUGAAAAAAAGCGAAAAAGUAUCCUCACGCCCUAACGGCCUUAAGCCGUGUUUGGAACAGGCAAGUUCUUGAGUAAGACCCUACGUUCUGUUUGCCAACGAAAGAGAAGUCACGCGGCAAUGUCUUAUGGAAAUGAAGGGAGUAAGUUUCUAAAGAAACUGCGGUGCUGCGUCGCUGGGGGUAGUAAAAAAUAAUUUGGUUUUAUCUACCGAGUUGAUGAUGCGUAUGAAUAAAGCCGAUGUCUCUAGAAUAGUCCUCCAUCAUUCGCUCUUAUUUCAUGGAAUCCAACCACUGAAACAUUUCUUCGUUUCAUGUCACAUGUGCAACGUUUGCUUUUUCAAGAAUUCAGAGCAAACAAGAGAAAACGAUGUCCCUCUAUUUUCUCUUACGUGGAAGAUAAGUCGCUCGAACGGAUGUCAUGGCUUUUUAAGUAUUUCGCCCGGCUGAAAAAUGGUAGCCAUUCAGAACUCUGUUCGUGAACAGGAACACUCAUUUUGUGAUCCCGUGAAAGGUCAAUUGCAUAUAAAUAGCACUUCCUCGAUUCUUUUUCAACAACAAAGCAGAUGUUUUAACAAAUAAUUAGAUUGCGAAAUGUCACAGUUAAGAGAUUAAACAUCCUUCAUUUUAACGAGAUAGUAGGGAAAUCAAUCUGAUAUCGUCGACCGGUUCUGAAUAAAAAAUGACUCCGCGGAAACUGUUCCGCCGAAAAUAAAUACCAAAAAAUUUUAAACCAGAAAAUUACUUGCAAUCGUGUAUCAGUAUCAGUUACGUGAUUUGAGAUCAAAACUGAGAAAUUGUUAGAAUAUUCUUCAUACUAGGAAUCGAGCCCAGCGUCAACAUAAGCGUCGUUAUGUAAUUCGUGAAGUACAAAUGAUCCAAACUAUAUUGCCCACAAAAAACAGAGACAAACUAACGUUUGCGGUAAUUUACAAUUAACUCACCCUUCCAUGGUGAGCGUUCUUGUGUCUUUGAGUAGGGUCAGCAUAUAUUUAGACACAAACUAAGCAGUCGACAUUGUGAUCUUAUUAGUAGGGCUGUAAAGGAACUCGAUAAUUUCGUUUUACCAACGCAAUCGUAAUUUAUAGUGGCCAAGGUAAAGAAACACAUAUGUUCCAAACUAUUUAAGGACAUAUGUAUAUAGGGGGUACGUUUGGAAACUGUAGAGCUGCAUCAGUGCGGAAGUGCAACAAGGUAAUUUCUUUUUAUCAGCUGAGUUAAUUGAUAAUGUAAAUUGACCACAAAGAGUUUCUAAGCGUUAGCCCUUCGUCGAAGCGAAACUGCGAAGGAACGCCGCCCUAGAAUUUACCUUAAAAUUCUCAACAUAUCAAGUAGUUUAGUAUCAAGAAUGAUACUUAAGUUAAAAGUGCUCCACUUCGCAACAGAAAUUAAACCACAACGUGCUGGAAAAAGACGUUAAUACAUUAAUGCGACUCCUGUGAGCCAGAUCCUUUAAAAGGUUGUAUUACAUUACCGACUCAGUUGAUAAAACCGAAUUAUCUCUGAAAGGCUAAUUGAGUGCGUAAACGGCCUCUUUUUCAGUUUCAAUUGGGAACAUUUGAGAGUUGAAGUAUUUUGCAGGUUCCGUGUCACAGGUGGUUUUUUUUGGUUGAUUUAAUCACAUAGCUAUAGAUUUAAGGCGAGACCUAGACCAACAAUAAUCCAGAAGAAGACAAAAUUUUACAAAUGUUAUCUAAUCUCCUUCAGUGGGCUUGAGUUUCUUUUGGAAAGACGCCAGGUCGAUGUUGAGUUCCACUUCUUCCUCUGCGCCCAAACAGGUUUAAAAGCUUAAGAACUUUUCUACAUAUUUUAUUGCCAGCUUAGCUCGGUAGUCCGCCGUAAUACUCGCUGAGUGGAGAUCAAAUCAUCCCGUAACUGGGCAAAGGAUCCUUUCUUACCGAGAAAAAUCAGCAAUUUAAAAACAUCCGGCACGCGGAGUCCUAAUUAACAGGUGAUGGAUUGAUAGAUAGAUAGAUAUACAUUGAUAUAUAAGAAGUAGUUGGAUUAAUUAUUGAGCAUGCCCCCUACGAAUAGAACUGAGUCUUAAAUACUAUAGACAUCACGACAUUCCCUCGCACUAUUGAGUGAACCUUGCGACAGGAGACUGCGGAAGAACACUGGUAAGCUUAAGUAUGAGAUUCAUUUUACCAUAACAAGGACAAUUCGAUAUAUCAACGACCAGUUGGCAUCAGUUUCUCACUUUUUUAUAUUCUUUUAUUGUCACCCUAUCAUUAAACACGUAGUUAUAAAUUAAGAGUUUUUCGGUUUUGCAUGGUUGAAGGUGUUAUUUCGUUUUGAAAAUUCACUACUUCUCUUUAUGCUAAGUGUCACAUGCUGAGCAUAAUCAGCGGAAAGGGAAGAAAACUUGGGAAUUACUGACGAAAAAGACAGUAAUUCGAUCAAAAAUGAAAAAAAAUCGCAAUUUUAGACACCUUUUGCUUACUGUGAGUGUUUGCUAGGCGCUGGAAACGAGCAAUAUGAUUUUUCUGUUGAGGGUCAUCAAACACUGUACGCUGAAUCAAGAUAGCUCACCUAAGAUCGAUCACAACGUUUUAAUCGUUUGUCUGGCAUAAAAUUCAAGGGAAAGUUGCUUUCAUAAGCGUUAAAAAAUUCCCCUUUCGACGGAACAGUUAAGAAGCCAGCCAUGCCUUUUUCCGACCAGUUUCGAUGCAUUAAGGCCAAACAAGCGCAAAGAUAAGAUGCUCUUUCGUUCACCGUUCGACUAAAGAGCAGUUAGAUUCACUAUCUAUGUGGCGUGUGGCGUGUGACGUGCUGAGUAAAGAACGCUUGAGUCAGCGUGAGAAUUCGAGUUGGACUUUGAGUUACCUGUUGAGUCAAUUAUCAAAUGAUUCAAUUUAAACACAAGUCAAUUAUUCAGCUCUUUCCUCAAGUAAAUGAUACAUUUGUGCAAUAAAUAUUCCUCACUUAACAAAAAAAGAGAAAUCUUUACGAGCACUGAUCAAGAAACCGAGUUCGGAAACAGAAAAAAACUUAUCUCAGGUUCGAAAACAAAAGUAAUAUCGCAAAAUGAAACAAAUCUGACCAGUGAGAAACGGUAGAACAUUUGAUCCUGAUAAUAGAUAUCCUCAAGAGAAAAUGAGGGAUAUUAUUUUUUUUUGGUAUUCUCUGAUACAAAAACAGCUCGAAGUUAAAAAAUGAUUUAAGAUUUAGGAAGUAGAAGAUUCACUGCCAUAAGACCCGGAUCAAAUUUAAGACAGCGGAGAAGUUUAAAUGUACAUGCCUUCAUUCCGCGAUCCGCCGGGAGUGGAAAAAAAAGAUUUCUGAAAACAGAAAGCCGUUAGACUACUCGAAACAACUCUUCGCCGUGAAAAUGCGAAGAGAGGGUAACUACUAUUUCAGAAGUAAAAUUUCAAAAGAACAAAGUCGGCUCUAAAACUGAAAUGAACCUGUCACAGGAAACGAAAACCUUUUGCGACGCAAAAUCGCCCACCAAUGUUCAACUUAAGGAAACCAAUAUUUAUGUGCAUAAAGAAAAUCACCCUCUCUGUGACACGGAGUAAUUAAAAUUUUAUCCCUCCCAAAGGAGAAGAAACUUCUCCAAAGAAAGGAGCCAUAAGCGGCAGAGUUUCGGAUUUCCGUCGCCGUUUGAUGCUCUCAAACUAAUUUGGAAAACGCGUUGGUAAACUAACUUGCAAAUAUUUACCAAUUAUUCGAGUUGUGUGUUUGUUGAGUUCGACAAAUCAUACAGAAAGCGUCGCACUGUGCUCAAAUGGAUAAUUUCAAGAGAGUAGUAAGCUAUGAUUAACUGAAGAGAUUCUCAAAUGCUCAUUUAUCGGAACGAACUUUGACGUUUAAGGGGGACACAAGCUUCAAACAAAAGAUAUCCGAGAAGAGGAAUCGAAACUUAAGACUGUCGUAUUUCGAGGUGCGAUGCUGUACCACUGAGAUUCUGAAAACUCGUUGGUUCUAAAAGUAGAAUGAGGGUUUUUUAAUUGCCCCGUUCGAGUUGCAAAGAGCCGUCUAAAUGAGCUGUUCUGGAAAAAUCCUAACAGGAAGCGAAGUACUUUCGUAUGUCAGUAAGAUGAUUAUAAGUUCUUCCGCUCGUGUUUUACGCCUAAGCAGUCCUUUUUUUUUUUUUUCUCUAUCUUGCGUAAUUCAGUUCUGAGAGGUUCUUCCCCGACAGCUGUCACUUUUUAGAUAUUUCCUUCAAGCCUGCAAAGCCCUUUUCUGAUAACAAGGAAUUUUCUAGAAACAGCUGGGUAGCUCUCUUAGCUUUCUUUUUUUAAGGUUGAAAGUGAAAUUUAGAAUUUUCCGUUGCGGAAAAAGACUUGCUUGUUUAGCAAUAUUAGCCUUGAAAUAUAUUUAGUACUAAUUAAAAACCGGUGCUACUUGGAGAUAAAGGAGUAGAAGUAUUGUCACUCAAUUUAGCAAACAUUCCGUCUGUGUCAAAUGCGUAGGUGUAUUAACAAUUCUAGUUCGAACUGACAUAAAAAUUAUCCGGUUUUUAAAGAAAUGCUUACAAGCUAUUAUUUAUCUGAAAAAUUCCGCUGUAAAUAUGAAGCGGUAAAUUCAUCACAGGUGAUUCUAUUUUUGCCGCGUUUGUGUUUUCGUAUCUAAAAAGAUUAAAAUUAAUUUUGUCGUCUCCAGCAAGUUCAAAAUAGUUUUCCACGGCGGCAAAAAAAUUUGACUCAAGUUGGUCUCUUCCAAUAUAAAAUCCGUAGCCUGAUAUCGCCUAUCGUCAAUCAAACUAGCUUAUGGUGUUUGGAGCGCCUGCCUUUCGUCAUUCGCUCUGACGAAGGGCAAACGCUUGAAACUUUAGCUUAAAAAAUCCUCAGUCACGCCGGCCAAUUUAUAUUAUCAACUCAGUUGAUAAAACCAGGUUAUUUUGUAAAAACCUCCCACCAACGCAGCACCACAGUUUCCUUAGAACUGAACUUACAGCCCCUUCUCCCUCGUUCUCGUCACGCACUAUUCAACAAUUUGACGUUGUCAGCUGUGACAAACGAAGUUAAAGCUUCACUUUGAGUUAAAACAUUUUGUACUCUAAUGAUUCAAAGAUCAGUUGUCUGCGCUGUUAACGAUACAUUCUUAUUAUUUCCGACUUGAGAAUUUGCUGUGAAAUCAAACCAUAUCCCUCGUUUGAUACUUCUCUGUAUCUUUCCCACCAUUUACCUGAAAAAAAUUCGACAUCAUCAAUAGAAAUCGUCAGGGGAAAAAUCUCUAAUCAACUCUGAAGGUGAAAGGGUCAAGAACAUUUCCCAUAAUGCACGCUAAAAAUAUCAAUUCUAUCAACUGGUAACAGCGUCGCUGAGUGUUGUGUGGGAGAAUUUCAUGCUGCAUCGACGAGUUACUCCACACGACACGAUACUUACAUCAAAAAUGGAGCAAAGAAAAAUUACAAGUUGUCAUAUGUCCUUACCAUCAGGAAGUUACCCAUUUGUAGAACGCCUUUCUUUUGCAUCUAAUUCUUUAUGUUGUUGACAACAUAAUGGUGCCGUGCUAAUUAAGUCAUGUUAUCUUUCUCAGAUCAUUUUACAAGAUGUUGAUAAAGUAAAAUGUUCUCCUGGGUCAUGAAAACGCAAAAUAAUGUAAAGCAUUCGCAACGGCUAAUCAGGAUAAAAGAAGAUAUCAAAAAGAGACAAAGAGUACUUUUAUCUUUCAUUGUUUCCUUCUGAUAAAUCGUCGUAGAAUGUCGUAAGCGCGGGAAAUCGCGGGUUAAUGGGUCGUGACUGAUUUUUGUUUUUUAUAUGAUUGGUUGAGAGGAUGGCGUGACUUUUCUAGACCAGUCACAGAGCGGAGUCAAAAGGCAAAAGCAGAAAAGUCCCAGAUUUCUUUUGACACUCGAUCGAAGAUUGCUUAUUAACGAUCGAUUAUGGAACACACCCAAAUAAAUUCUGAUAAUGAAAAUUGGAACACGUACAAUUACGGAUGGAAAAGAGAACUUUUAAAGCUUCCUUGAAAGCGUUGCAAAGAAGAAGUGGGCAGUUUUCUUCUUUGAAAAAAAUCGUCUUAAAUAAAUGUAGUGAUAUGUAGGUGUUUUCAAAAAUAUCCUAUUUAGCUAAUCGUAUUCCUUGUUGGGAUAAACCAUUGUCUCAAAGCAUAACAUACAACUAGCAGAUUUUAAAAUUUUUCAGAAUGUCAAAUGUCUCAGAAGUUAAGGCGAAUCUUCGCUCAAGCUUAGGAACCAUGUUACAUUUCUCGCUGCUUUCGUGGAUAAAAAAUACUGUAACAGUUGUUAAAUUUGUUUAAAAAUGGAACUCACAUAGAGGCCCGACAGGAAACAUUAACAAUCAAAACACAAUUACAUUCACGAACAAAGAGAGACACUUGUUUUUGUUUUAUGAUAAUGUUUUAAAAAUUAUAGUCCAGAAAACAUCAUCACCAAAAAAUGGAUUUCAGUUUUUACUUCAAAGUUCCCAUUUAUAUUCUUAAAAAGCUAAGGAGAUCGUAAGAUAACCUUGGUAAGGUUCUAAAACAGGAAAACUUUUUCUGUUGCUAUAUCAAAAUUAGAAGCCUGGUAAUUUGUGGUGAAACGCUUUGUUAGACUUCUCCAUGGGUCUUCUGGAAUCGUGCAGAUUCUUACCGGGUUUCUCUUUGCAUAAAAGAAAAAAGGUUAAACAUAUGCAAAUGAGUUAUUUCCUCAAAGUUUACCUCGCUAUAACGUAUUUUGUACAAAACCGAUUUUCCAGUUGACUGCCCUGUCACGUGACAUUAUCGAAGAGAGUUAAUGAUACGCGAAAUUCACGCCUGAAAAUCUCGAACCAGUCCUUUCCGGCUUUAACUGCAAUGAACGUUACGAGAAAAAUUAUAUAUUUUUUUUCAAGUAAGUCGGUGUAGUUCUGUUUAAAUCAGAUUGGAAAUCAUAUUAGCUUAUGACUUUCUCAAAAGGCUUAUCUGGUGUUAUGAUACUUUAUUAAAAUGAUAAAAGACAGGCACUUUCUUGAAGAUAUCAAUCAAAUUUCAAGCGGAAUCUCGAAACUUUACAUGAAACAUGGCACCUUGUUCAAUUUCCGAAGUGUAUAUGGCUUUAAGCACAAAAAAAACACGUCUUUGUGUGCUUCCUUUAAACGUAUCUAAGCAGCAGUUAAAAGGUUGAAUUUGUAUCAUAAUGAAACAGCAAAUUCAAUCUACUUAUCCAGGCUACAGAAUCAGACACAAUAGUUGUUUCCGAUAGCCUCAAAACAUGCUCUUCGGUGUGUUGUGACUUAAAAAAAGUAAGAUGUAUCAGAAAUGUCUCCUCUCAUUUUGACGUUCGUGUUAUUGCUGCAGAAUCAGUUUGAAAGUAAGAUAUAUCGUUCUCUCUCAUUCAUGUUCCCUUUUUGAUUUUUUAGUUCACUUGGCCGUUUAAUGAAAAUAAACACGCUUUGAGGUUGUGUUUUAAUCAAAAGAGAAUUUACUCAUAACGGACUAGCGAAAAGAACAAUGAAUUCUAUUUAUUUCUGUACCUCAUUACUCAUGCAGAUAUAUGCUUCUUUUUCAAAAACGGAACUCUCUUUUUUGAGAAAGGACACAUAUUUUAAAAUCAUUAACAUCUUUUAAAACGCAGUUUCGUCUCACUGUAACGAGUUAUUUAAAUUGACGCUGUGUCGUCAAAAGAAGGUUGCAUGUUUUUGUAGGGAUAAUCUGUGAAAUUCGUACACCAAAUCAGCUGCAAAGGUGUCACAUUGAAACUCUUACGUUCAACCUUAUCUUUCAGCUACAUGUGGCCCAUUGUUUCGAUGUAGUUUUCACAUAAUCGCCAGAUGGCAGCUAAUAAAAUUAGCUUUUCGAAAACCACAACAUCAUUGGUUAUUCACGCUAUCUGCGAGGAAAACCCACUCGGAGUUGAGCUGUGUAAGUUGGAACAGUGGGUGUGGAAAGCCCUGUGAGGCUCUUCCAAGAUUGGUAGCCGUAUAUUUGCUUCUUUUCGAGUCGAAUUCGUUAAUUUCUGAGCUUUUCAUACGCACAAUACUUCACGAAGGAUUGAUCAUUAAUAUGGUAAAACACACACGACUCUGACACGUCUAAUUCUUGUAGGCUCCACAAUCAGGCAUGAAUUAAGAGAUGACAACAGGCGUUACUCUUGAAUAAGACCCAACUUGUAAAGAGUUAGAAAAUCAUUAGUAUGUCACCAAUGAACCACUAAUUAGAGACGUGAGUCUGUAAUCACUCAUGGAGUCUGCUUGUGCCGUCAGAGUAUUGUAUGAAAUUUCUAUAAUCAAUUACCCCGGCGCCAGGUGCAAUUCACAAAUGUUACUGGGUAUGCCUCCUGGGCCAAGUUCUACCUUUGUCCAACCUUAAAAGCUUCGUACCAACAACUAUUGUCUGUUAACCACUGGGAAAACGUCACGAGAAAGCCGUUUUUCGACGGAUUGUGAACCGCAGAAAGAGAAGAAAACACUAACCCUUUACCGAUUUAUGAAAAGAAGCUGGGAUUCUUGCGCAUGCGCAUAAAUUAGUUAAGACACCGUUGAUCGUCAGAGUGUUUACACUUUUAGAGAAAGAAGAUUUGCCAAGGCAUCUAAAGGUGAAGUGAUUUUCACCAAGGGUGUCUCUACUAAAUAUUUUUCAAACCGUUAUCCGAUCGUCAAGGCCCCGCUCAGUCUGACCUUUUCAAACAUGCAAAUUUCAACCAACGGGGUAAUUUUGCAAAAUUAGACGAAAUUGACGGUCGUAGCUUGAGUGUACGGUUUCCAAUUAUUACCAGAAACGGGAUAGUUUCCAAGAGAAAGGAUGUCAUAAAAGCAUGUUUUUGAUAUGACACUCCUCGGUUUCAUCUUGGGGAAGCGCUAUUGAGGAUCAAACGCAGCUAAUUUUGGCUUUGUUGGUUAGCUUGUUAGCAGAACGGUGUUUUUUAAAGAGCCCAUCGAUCUUUGUUAUCUAACGUGCAGAAUUAAUGAUUAGAUAGCACGUGCUUUAUUUAACAAGAAUUUGCAUUGUGAAUACCAUUAUGUGCUUGAUUUACUUGUCUUUAAAUUCGUGAAACGAUGAGUACGGAUUUAUUUUUUUCCCGAGGCGUGCCUAGUCCAAGUCUUUGUUUACCUGUAUUUCUCUUUGUGACCACGUGCGAAUUACAAAUCCUACAAAACUGGCCUGGCGUUUAAGAGUUUAAAGUUAAACACAGCCAGCCUUCGAAAGCGCAAGAACACCUUAACAUACCAACCGCACAAUAAUUUGCGCCUUGGUUCAGCAUAAACAGGUAAGAGGGCGUUUAUCUGCGUAAAUUACAUCUAGACUUUAGAAAAAAAUAUUAACAGGUAAGGUUUGAUAAAUUAAUUACUGCGGGUACUUUUUGAUCAUUUCACGUCUGCAAGAACCUGUUAUUAAGUUUUACUUUCCAUAGGAAUCGCACAACGCUUGAAAAAAAAUAAUAAUAACCAAAUCAUGGCUGAAACGCUCGUUAAAUUUAUUCGCAACCUAGCUCUGACUUUUUGUUUAUUUAUCAUAAAAGUAUGUCAUGUCUUCUCUUUCAGGUUGCUUCAGGGAUAUUUCUUGGCAAUGAGCGCUCAGGAAUCAAGAAGGGGUCUUUUUCAAAGCCAAUCGCAAGGAAAGAAAUUUAGCUCCAUAACCUCCAAGAGUUUUAUGAAGCAAAGUGGAGGAAAGCACACAAAUGGGAAAUCGUUGGGCGUGCAGCUGGAAGAUAAAAACUCCAAACUGUUGACAAAUGCCAUACAAAGUGAUUCAAGGGGAACAAAAUGGGCAAAAACUCAUGGCAAUGAAUGGCAAGCAAAGCGGAGGACGCGUCCGAGUGGGGUUAGAACAACAAGACAAAUCAGGCGAAACGAGAGAGAAAGAGGAAGGAAAGCAAGAUUAAACGCGGCCUUUCAAGUCCUUCGUUCAGUUGUACCAAGUAACGUGAAUUCUUCUGGAGGAGUCAGCGAACGAAAGAUGACUCAAGUUGAAAUCCUACGUCUGGCUAAAAAUUAUAUUUCGAACCUUACGGAACUACUCGACAAAAUCAAAGAAGAAGAGAAGUACUCUCUUCGAGCUUUCAAUGCUUAAAUACUUUUAUUGUUAUCGUGAUGAGAUUCCUCCCGUCACUUUGGUAGUUUGGUUUUUAAAACUACGUGAAUGCAACGAAAAGCCAGCGAUUAGAAAUUUAGAAAUACAAAAUGCUGAAGCAAAAACACCUCUGGUUAAUUUGAAGUUCAACGAGAACCCCUUGAGACUUCACUCUCGGCAAUCUAAUUAGCAUGUUGCAAUGUGACAGUUGUAUCCCCUUUUUGUUAAGUGACAAUGAGAUGAUAUUGUUUUAGAGUGUUUUCUCGCAGAAAAUAAAGCUGUGAAAAUUUCCCGAUUCGGGGACUUAAACACUGUACGAGCAAGUGCUUUUUUUUACACAUUGUAUUAUAUAUUGCAAACAACAACAAAAAAAUAACCUGCCAAAAUGAACUUGCAAAAUAUUACACGCGAAACGGUAAAAGUGCCACACAGGAUUGUAUUCGUCCUUGUCUGGUGAAUAUGAGUAAACACUUCUUAAUAAAGUCAAAUGGUUG